UUUAAAUAGAAAUAGUGUUAAUGAUUUAUAAAAAUUAAUAUAAUAGUUAUAAUUAAAAAAGAUAGACAAAAUGAUGAAAAUUUAAAACUAAUAGAAAGAAAUAAUAACAAUUGAUUUAUUAUAACAAUAAUUAAAUGAUAGAAAGUAAAUACAUUAAAGUUAUUCAGAAAGCUAAAUAUAAAAUGAUUUCUAUUAAGUCUAAAAAACUUUAAAUUAAUAAUCACUAGAAGAAAAGAAAAACUAUUUAAAAAGUUUACGAAACCUUUAAAAAUAAUAAAAUUUAUAAACUUCGCUUAAAAAAAUUACUAGUAAAAUUGAAAAUACAUUUUAAAUGCUUUAAAAAAAAAGUGAAACAAAAACUUCAAUUGAUAAUAGAAGAAACUUAUAUGAUGAUUAAUUUGAAGAAGAUAAAUAUUUGAAAGAAUUAAAAUCUAUUGUAGAUAAAUAGUCAGCAAAAUUAAUAGGAAAUUAUUAUAAACAAUAUGGAAUUAAAAAUGUUAUUAAAGGUUUAGAUAAUUCUGAAUAAGUGCUAUUAAAGAAAGUUAAUUGGGAAAUUAAUAAAAAUGAUGAAAAUAAUGAAUAGAAAAUAUAAAGUGUAAAAAAUGUUGUAAAUCUUAUUUAGCCUCUUGAAAAUAAAAUUUAAAGAAUUUCAAAACUAGCUGAGGUUUUAGAUUUUGAUUUAAAUAAAAGAAAAUCUUUAGGAGAUAUGUAUAUUGAAACUAUUUAGGCUAAACUAAAUGUAAUGGACAUUAAUAUAUUAGAAACGAAUCCUAAAAGUUAAGAAAAUAUAACAAAAUUAAAUAUUACUCAAUCUAGUAAUUAUUUGUAAAAAGAUUAUAAAUUAUCUUUAUUAACUCCUUUAAAGAAUAAAUCUUAUUCUAGUAAAAAAAUAAAAAAUAAUUAGAUAAUUUUGUAAAAGGAAAAAUUAUAAAAUUAAAAAAUAAAUGAAUUAUAUUUAGAAAAUUAAAAUUUAAAAGAAAAACUUAAAUAGCAACUUUUACUAAAUAAUAAUUAAACUGAAAUCUUAAAUAAUAAUUUUAAAUCAAAUGAAACUAUUUCUACAGAUAAAUAAAGAUUUUAACCUAAUUACUAAAUAAAGGAUAUUAAAAAAGAUAUACUUGAAUAUGAGAGCAAAAAGAAAUAACAAAAUUUUAAAUAUUAAUAUAAACCCUAAGUAUAUAAAAAUAAAUACUUUCCAAAAUAUCCCGGUUUUUAAUAAAAAUUUUAAACUUAAGAUUCUUAAGUUAAUGAUUUAGAAAAAAAGAUGCUUGAAUAGCAAUAACUGUUAAACAAU
This is a messenger RNA of Ichthyophthirius multifiliis, 1294 nucleotides long. RefSeq lists its product as hypothetical. The annotation marks the transcript as partial. The record is from RefSeq and is a predicted model, not a curated record. NCBI's taxonomy places the organism in Eukaryota, Ciliophora, Oligohymenophorea, Hymenostomatida. The transcript is spliced from 2 exons.